UCCACUCCACUCCCUACACAAACCAAACCAUCCCUCGUGAACUUUGCAGAAAUGGUGUUAGCACGCGCUCUGUUCCCAAAUCGUUUCUGUUCUUCCCCUUCUUCUAUCACCACGUUUCAUGCACACCCUCUCAAGCUUCCACACUCCCUUCAACUCCCAUCUCAUUCACCUUCAACUCAACUCGAAGCUCAGUGCUCGUUCUCCAUCUUCCAAUGCCGCUUCAGCACCUCCUACGCAAACCCUGAAGCUGGAUUCGGGAUGCGUAUCUCUUUGUUUCAAGAAAUGGGUAUUGGUUUUGAUGAAACCCAAGUGCUCCUGCUCAAUAACCCUGACCUUUCAUUGUUACCAUUGGACUCAUUGCGUGCUCGGAUUCUUUCUUUGCAGUCUCUGGGAUUGGAUCGUGUUGCCAUGAAUCAAUUGGUUUCAAAGCGACCAUCUGUUAUAGCAGCAAAAGAACUUGAACCCCUUUUAAGCUUUUUGAGAUAUGGGUUACAGGGACAGCUUGAGCAAGCACAGGUUACGCGUCUUCUGUCGGCGGCUGAACCUAGAUUAUUGGUGGGUUUUCCUCAUAAGGUUCAGUUGCUGAUUGAUAGAGGAGUUCCUGUUGAUAAGAUUGUCCAUGUGCUUAACAAUGUGAGUUUGCCAAAGGCAUUGUGUAAUAGGUCAUUGGAUGAAAUUGGCAAAAUGCUAAGUUUCCUUGAACCCUUUGGUGGUGUUAGUCUGAUUUUGAAGCGCCCGGCGAUUCUCAAUUUUGAUUUGGAUAAUCAGCUGAUUCCGAGAGUCCAAGUCCUGAGAAAGAUUAGUGGAGGAGAUGAGGAUGGUGUUAGUAAAGUGCUGUAUAAGUUCCCUACAAUUUUGAGUUAUAGUGGGGAGCAUGUCAUGGGACAUGCUAGGUUCCUGAGGGAUUUUGCAGGCCUUGAGGACAGUCAGAUAUUUAGGAUAAUAACAGUGUUUCCGGCUAUCAUUACAGCUAGCAGGGAGAGGAAACUGCAUCCUAGGAUACGAUUUCUCAAGGAAUGUGGGUUAGAUUCUGCGGAGAUCUUUAAGUUCUUGAGUAAAGCACCCACUUUUCUAGCACAUUCAUGGCAUGAGAACAUUGCCUACAAACUUGUGCUUCUGGUCAAGAUUGGAUAUAAACACAGGACAAAGGACUUGGCAACGGCAAUGGCGUCUACUACUAGGACAAGCUGUGAGAACAUGCAGAAGGUGGUGAGUCUAUUCCUGAAUUUUGGGUUUUCAUGUGAAGACAUUUUUGCUAUGAGCAAGAAGCAGCCACAAAUACUGCAGUAUAAUCACACUUCUCUAGAGAAGAAGAUGAAUUAUUUGAUUGAGGAGAUGAACCGUGACAUUGAGGAGUUACUGGUUUUUCCAGCAUUUCUUGGUUACAACUUUGAUAGCAGAAUUAAGCAUAGGUUUGAAGAAAAGAAGGGUGUAAGGGGGGAAGGAAUGUCUCUCAAUAAGCUUUUAACUGUUUCAAGUGAUACUUACACCACCGGCAAACGGAAAAAGGUCUCUGCCAUAGGAUCUGAAUUGAAAUAAAGCUGAACAAGUUAAUCUGUUUCCCUUUUCCUUCUGUGUUAGUUUUGCUGCCGCUAGUUGUUUUGUUUUAGACCUUGUGCCUCGAGGCCUUUUCCAAGAAACAUAACUGGAUAGAGUAAUUCUUAGGUGAAAUUUUUUAUGGGAGACAGACUACAAUCAGGAACAAACAUCGGCACUUGUGGCGAAAGAAGCAAUGUUGUUUUGGAAGUAACAUUUUUCUAGUGCAAAAUGUCAUAUAUUUCAGUAGCAACUGCUGCGUUGAUUAGCUUAUUGUGCCCUACAAACCACAGAUUGAUUUGCUUGAAGCUGUGAAGAUAUUGAGAAUUGAUUUCCUUCAAGCAGUGAGGGUAUUGAUUCUAUUUUAUCCAAACGAUGCAAGGAUGUUUCUUGCACAGUCCAAUUAUAUGAUUUUGUAGCUUUGUAGAAAGAUAUCUGUUGUUGAAAAAGCCUAAACUUACAUGGUUCUAAAUAGGUCAUAGCGACCAGAAUUUGGCUAUCA
Lotus japonicus is the source of this 2038-nucleotide messenger RNA. RefSeq names its product transcription termination factor MTERF8, chloroplastic. Lineage: Eukaryota; Viridiplantae; Streptophyta; Magnoliopsida; Fabales; Fabaceae. The record is from RefSeq and is a predicted model, not a curated record. Bases 52 to 1539 code for a protein of 495 amino acids. Gene Ontology annotation, biological process: regulation of DNA-templated transcription. Gene Ontology annotation, molecular function: double-stranded DNA binding. The transcript has 2 exons.